Molecule: messenger RNA, 642 nt
Organism: Moneuplotes crassus
Lineage: Eukaryota; Ciliophora; Spirotrichea; Euplotida; Euplotidae
Source: the annotation of a GenBank genome assembly
UAAGAAUAUAUAUAAAUGUCAUCUGCUUGAGAUGUUUGCCCUUCAUGGGUUGCUAUUAUUGAUGCUUGCCCCACUAUCCCUCUCAGUGAUUUUGAAGAGAAGCCAAUAGAAUUCUUUACUAGCUUACUCAUGGCAGUCGCUAGUUUUUCUAUUCUGUUCGACGCUAUUAUUGUAAUUUCGAAUGCAAAGACCUGGAGAAACAAAAGAAAUCUAAUUUUUGUGUAUUUAAUUCCAUUCAUCCUUAAUGAAACUCUUUUAAAAAAUUAUUUUAAACAACCAAGACCUGCUCUAGCCUGUGUAAACAGCUAUGGUAUGCCUUCUGGGCAUGCCACGAGCGCUAGCACUAAUUUUGUAAUGGUGUCAAUGCUGCUGAUGAAAGGAAUGAUGAAAAGACCUAAUGUUGGUCAUUUCUAUCUGUUUUGGAUGCCCCUCCAAGCAUAUAGCAGAAUUUAUCUGCACUAUCACACUGUAGAUCAAGUCCUUGCAGGAUUCACUCUCGGUAUCAUUGCUAGUAAUAUUCUGCUUAUGUUCUUCCCGAUUACUACUGACAAAGAAAACAUUGAGUACCAGGUUCUAGAUGAAGAGAUCGUCCACCUCAUCGAGCCAGCUCAGGAAAUGAAUCAUCCUGAAUUGAUGAUCUAG